Messenger RNA from Pygocentrus nattereri (red-bellied piranha), 4790 nucleotides. It is a transcript of the gene panx2, whose product is annotated as pannexin 2. Bases 458 to 2425 code for a protein of 655 amino acids. The transcript has 6 exons. Gene Ontology annotation, molecular function: channel activity. Gene Ontology annotation, biological process: monoatomic cation transport; positive regulation of interleukin-1 production. The record is from RefSeq and is a predicted model, not a curated record. Lineage: Eukaryota; Metazoa; Chordata; Actinopteri; Characiformes; Serrasalmidae.
AACAUAUCUCAUAUCUUUUCUGCGGGCUUCAUCAGCGAUGCUGGGCUCUGUGCUUUUCCUAGAUAGCAGCAAUUUCGUCGUCAUUUCGUCAUCUGCCCUUCUGAGACCGCUGUCAGGUGGACGGAGACCGCUGGUACAGGCUUAGUGUGGGAAGAGACCAUAGAUGACUCCAUUAGUCCUCAUUAGAAGAACGCAAGCGUACAUUGACACUGGAUCUCCCUUUCACUCAACUUCAGACUGUUUGGAUCAAGCCUGGCACUACACAAAUUAAGACAAACAUCUGGACAAGCCAUUUCAGGCCACUCAAAAUGGUCCCACUGUGACUGUGUCCAUUUUCAUCCCUCAACACACAGCGUCCUCUAUGCAAAUACAUUGGCUGACUGGUUUGAGGGUGGAGAUCCAAACCACUGAGUCAGGAGCAUUGUGGGAUUAGUUCUGGGUGGGCCCUGGGUGCCAGAUGCAGAACCUCUUUGAGCAGAACUUGGACAUGGCCACGGCUCUGCUCGCUGGGGAGAAGCUGAAGGAGCUGAUUCUGCCUGGCUCCUCUCAGGAUGAGAAAGGUGGCGCUCUCGCUGGUCUCAUGGUACAGCUCAAACUGGAGCUGCCCUUUGACAGAGUUGUCACCAUAGGAACGGUCAUCAUCCCCAUCCUGUUAGUCACUCUGGUCUUCACACGGAACUUUGCAGAGGAAUCAAUAUACUGCUAUACCCCGCACAACUUCACACGUGACCAGGCCCUCUACGCCAGAGGCUACUGCUGGACAGAGCUACGGGAUGCCAUACAUGGUGUUGAACCUGGACUCCGGCCGUCAUUGUUUGAGCACAAGUUUCUGCCAUAUGCCCUGCUGGCAUUUGCAGGUAUCAUGUACAUCCCAGCAUUGGGCUGGGAGUUCCUCGCCUCCACACGCCUUACCUCUGAACUCAACUUCCUCCUCCAAGAGAUAGACAACUGCUACCACCGUGCAGCCGAGGGCAGAGCACCCAAGAUCGAGAAGCAGAUCCAGUCCAAAGGUCCUGGAAUCAGUGAGCGGGAGCGGCGUGAGAUCAUUGAGAAUGCUGAGAAGGAGAAGAGCCCUGAGCAGAACCUCUUUGAGAAAUAUUUAGAGCGACGAGGGCAAAGUAACUUUUUAGCCAAGCUCUAUUUGGCAAGGCAUUUAGCCAUCAUCUGCCUCAGUUCUAUUCCCAUUACCUACCUGAGCACAUACUAUGCCUGGCAGCGGCAGAACGAGUUCACCUGUGCACUGGGCGAGCCACCGGACAUCAGCAGCAUCCCUGAGCUGCGGCUAAAUGUGAACUGCAAGCUGCCAGCUGUGCAGCUCCAGCGCAUCAUGGCUGCGGUGGACAUUGCGCUGCUCUGUACCAUGAACCUCAUCAUCUUACUGAACCUAUUACAUCUGUUUGUGGUGCGAAAGUCCAACUUCGUCUUCGACAAGCUGCACAAAGUUGGCAUUAAGACACGGCGGCGUUGGCAGAAGUCACAGUUUUGUGACAUUAACAUCCUGGCCAUGUUCUGUAAUGAGAACAGAGAUCACAUCAAGUCUCUCAACAGGCUGGACUUUAUCACAAAUGAGAGUGACUUGAUGUAUGACAACGUGGUGCGACAGUUGUUAGCCGCAUUAGCACAGUCCAACCAUGAUGCCACACCAACUGUUCGAGACUCUGGGAUCCAGACACUUGACCCAAGUAUGGAUCCCUCUAUACUGGGGGUGGGAGAGAUGGGAGGAGAGACCGUUGUCAAAAGGCCCCGGAAGAAGAUGAAGUGGAUCCCCACAUCUAACCCUCUGCCACAACCCUUUAAAGAACCCUUAACACUGACUCGGCUGGAAAACAGCAUCAAAGCAGAUAAGCCUAAACCUUUGCGGCGGAAGACUGUUGCAGAUAACUUCAUUGCUCCUCUACUGGACAGCAAGAGCACACAAUACCCACCCAGAGCUUCAGAAACAAAUAAUGGGAUGGAGAAGAAGCACACUCGUAAUUUCUCCCUGGAUGUCCAUCCAUAUAUGGCGAACAUUCAGAAGCCUAAAUCAGAGAUGACCAAUCCAGAGCCACCAGCUGCAGAAAACUCUCUGGACACUGUGUACAUUGAGGGCACGCACUCUGUAGUCCACGUCUCCUCUGCUCUCACUGAAAAGAAUGAUGCUCCUCCUCAGUCCACCACCACUACCUUCUCCACAGUGACCCUCCCCACCACUUCUUAUAUGAAUGGAGGGACAGCUAGUUUGCCUCCGCCCGACUCCCCCCAGACCAAGGAGCCUCUCAAACAGAACCCAGAGCCUGAGAGCCAGCCUGUGUCUUUCAGCUGCAAUCCCUCACACCCACUUCUCAGCAUCCACCACACCCUGUACGAGGAAGAGGAAGAGCAGCAAGGCCACAGGGACAAAUUGGUGGAGAGACCUGCUGAGCUUAUUGCUGCUGGAGAGUGCUGAAGACACACAUAUAGAAGUACAUAUGGUAACACGCUUCAGAGUUUGCACAUAUUUCACCUCUCUCAUCUCUUGACCUCAGCACCAAAUCCUUAGUAGGUUAAACUGUGUGCCAGCACUGCACUGACCACCUCAUCUGAGAGCACAACCCCUCAUGAUGCAGCACACACCGUCCUUGCACCUACUGUGCUUUAGGUGGAACCAGUGAGGCCAGAGAUUUGCACUGUCCACCAGGGAGUUUGUGGAGUGCAAUGGACAAGUACAUGAGACAUGUGUGGUGUGCACAUACAGUUAUCUCAGAAAAUGGUCCUCUGCAACUACAGGAUAAUACUAGUAAAACAUAUCAGUGAAGAACAAGAGGUCAUUUUCAUGACUAAGUGCAAAACUUGGUGCUCACUUGAAUGGAAUGCUUUCCUGUGACAUUCCAAAAGUUUUGUGGGGGGAAGGGUAUAAAAUAUAACUUCUAAUGACAACUGUCAUGUUUUAUAAACCUCACAAUACAUGUCAAACAUCAAACACAACCUCUCACAAGUUCACCUUUUUAUGUGUGUCCUUCCUUUUAUUGGCAACUUGUUUGUGGACUUCAACAGGUAUCUGACGCAAUAUAUUUUUCCCUAAUUAUGCAAAUAUUGUUGUUGCAAUAAUAUGCUGUAUAGAGAACACAGAAACACAUCAGCUCACCAUAAACGUCAUAUAAUUCUGCAACUGUAACGUCCUCUCAUCUGUCUACCUUUGGUUAUCGUCCCUCGUGUUUUUUGUUUCAUGUGCAUUUAUUAUUUUGGCCUGUCUCCGCCCCAGUCAUCUGUCCGACCUGUAUGUUGUUUGUAGCCACACCCUCUCAUUAACACCAGGUGUUUCUCAUGUGUUCUUCGUCUAUUUAUUCCCUUUGGCUUGGUCUGUUCCUUGCUUGGUGUUGUUUGUUAGUGUGUUUUGCUGGUCCUUAGUUUGAGUUGUUAUACGUAUUUUGUUCUCUGCUCUGUUCUUUUGGUGGUUCUUUUCAUUUCUUUAGUACUUUCCUUAUUUCGCUUGGCUUCUCUUUCUGGUUUUUUACUUUGCUGCCUUCUCACUGGCCAACAAUAAAACUGCUAGGUCGCACUUGCAUUCUGCCUUCUCGUCUAUUUGGAUUCCAACACGUUACAAUAACCCAAGGAUAAUAUGGUUUUUCCAUCAAUGUUGUGAACUUCUUGGGCAUUUUAUCCACAUCCUAUUUGUGCAUUUACUCACUAGGUGUCAUCCUUCCAGCAUCCACAUCAGGAUAUAAGUAUCUUCAGUAUGACCUAACCAUGAUGAAUUCAGUGACAAGAUAUGGGUACUAUAUUUAUAUCUAAUGAAACAUAUAUGAGGGCAUCAGUACUUACUGAAACUGCAUGUGAUCUAAUGCACUUAAUGGGAUUCCUGCUUGUUAACAGGAAAACCUGGAGCCACACAGGAACACUGCCACCUCUCCAAUACAAGCGCCAGCAAACUUAUCACAUAAAAGGCUGUGCGAAAACCUAUCACAAUGAACUCAUGGAUAUAUGUUACACCAUCUUUACACAGUCUGCUAACAGCAUUUGAAAUUCAUUGAUACAGCUUGUCCUGACACACAUAACCCCAAAGACAAUUCAUUGACUGUGAAGAAAUACAAAGUAAUCACUAGUGAUCAUAAGGCAUGGCAUAAUAAAGCAUACCUGUAGUGUUAUUCCAAGUAUAGAAACAUGAAAAUACAGCUGCCCAAUUCCUUUUAACCAGCAUGUUCACUGAGGUUCAUUUAACACUGUCUUUGUAGUUAGAGAUCAGAGAGAAGUUGGAUAUGUAUCGAGUAUGGCUGUACAAAGAUUAAAAUAAUCACGACUAAUCUCAUUUGUCUCUUUUGCUCAAGUUUGACCCUAAAGAUAAAUUUUUUUUUCAUUUAAAAGCAGCGCAUUGAGUUAUAGCUAUGUGGUCAAAAUAAAUGCCAGCAGAUUAUAUUUACUAUCUUUGGUAUCUUCAGAAAAUCACGUGAACACAGGGUGAACAUCGAAAUAAUAUAAAAAUAGUUUUUAUCAUUGGACAUUACUUUUGUCCAUUGAGAGCAAGAGUGGCUGCAUGUUCCAACUCCUCUAUGAUUGUAAAUCUCUUGUCCUCAUACUUCUCACAUGUGUAUGUUAUAUCUUUUUUCAUGGGACUUGGAGCUGUCCACUUUACUAUCACUGUUCAAUGAUUUAUCCAUAGUCUUCUCAUGAGCAUUGUCCAGAGUCAUCUACUUGAAGGUGCCUUUUGGUGCUAAUGUUACUGAUAUUACAUCAGCGGUGUGUUUUGUAGGGGUAAAUUGAGGAUUUUGCAGGUGUUAUAGGAAAGGAUUUCAAAGAGAAUUAAAAAAAUACAUAUAUAUAUAUAUAUAUAUAUA